AUGAUGGAGCCAUUCCAGCUUCCAUACCAGAAUUAUCAGAGAGGGGACCUAAUCAUUGGAGGAAUUGUUUCUUAUUUCGGCUUUGUAUUUGAAGAAAUGGAUUUCCAUGAGCACCCAAACACAAAGCUUACAGAUGAACUUUUGUAAGUAAAAAAACCCUAUCCUUCAUAGUGUACGCUUGGUGAGCUCAUGUAUGCUACAAUUACACCAAACAUACAAUGGCAUCCUCAGAACAUGUUUCCACAUGAUUUUUUCCCCCAGUCGGAAUGUUAAAUAUAUAUUUUCUUCUCUUUAUAUGGUGAUCUUGGCUUCUUCAUUGCUUGAUUCCACUUCUUGAGGUUUCUAUCUUCUGCCUGUUCUGCUUUCUCAUCACCUGAUCCCAUGGCUCUCACCGCCUUCUCCCAACUUCAUCCUCAACCUCCCUCUGUUUAAUUUCACACCAUUAACAUUUGGCUUUCCUUUGCAGUAAAGCUGGAUCCUCACAUUCACAAUCAGAAGCAUUUAAUCUGACAGUCACAGAUGCUGUGAAACAUGAAUAUCAUAGAUUUUGGAUUAUAUUCUCUGCUAUACAAUGUAAACCAUAUUGCAACAUUAGCACAGGAGGAAUGGCUGUUCGGUUAGCCGCCUGUGAGGACCCAUAA
Messenger RNA from Podarcis lilfordi (Lilford's wall lizard), 641 nucleotides. The record is from the annotation of a GenBank genome assembly. Lineage: Eukaryota; Metazoa; Chordata; Lepidosauria; Squamata; Lacertidae.